Caenorhabditis remanei is the source of this 1263-nucleotide messenger RNA. RefSeq lists its product as uncharacterized. Lineage: Eukaryota; Metazoa; Nematoda; Chromadorea; Rhabditida; Rhabditidae. Bases 1 to 1263 code for a protein of 420 amino acids. The transcript has 7 exons. The record is from RefSeq and is a predicted model, not a curated record.
AUGUCGUUGGUAUCCAAAGAGGGUUACGUCGUCUCGGACGGCUACGUUGUCUCUGACGGGUUUGAUGAGACAUCCACCGUUCUCACCACUAUCGUGACUACCGUAAUCUCCACACUGUCGCCCGAGAGUACAGUGGGACAUGAUUAUGGGAUCAACUCGACGAAGUAUCCACCACCACACAAUUGGACACCGCCGAAUACGACAACGAAACCGAUAAGAAUGGGUAACACUGCAUCGGCCAAACAGGUCGCUGACCAAGUCGCAUAUGGAAUCAUCGCCUGCGUCACCGUUGGCGUCCUUCUGGUCAUGCUCUACAUGUGCAUUUUCGGUCAACGGUGUCGAGCCACUGCUAUCCGUUGGCACGUGCUGAAUUGUAGUGUUUGGGGGAUACUACAUCUGAUAUCGUAUUGCUCGUUCGCCGACAAAGCACCAUGGCCCAACUACAUCACCAAUCAGGACUGGAGAGACACCGCCAAACAGGUCGAGUGUUUCACUCGAUCCGUGUUUCCAGCCGGCAUGGUCUUUGUCUAUUUGGAGCAAAUCAUACUUACCAUUGCUCCAAAACUGGCAAACUCUCUGAUCUUCAACGCAAUCUUCUUCCUUCUCCUCAUUCCGUUCCUCAAUGGUCUCAUGAUCUUCUUGUAUUUUGCUCAUUACAUGGACGUCGUCUGGUGGUACGAACCAAUUGAUCUCUUCAACCUGGCAACAUAUCUCAUCUUCGUCACCUUCACCUUCAUCUACUUUAUCUUCUGCUUGUUUGGAACCUGCUUGUGCUGUGCUACAAUGACUUCAAAGAGACCAUCAUCGCGCACCACCGGAACCUUCGCUGACAUGUGGCUCCUCUUCCCCUACGGCUUGAUCCCCUCCAUCAUGUACGGUCCAUCGUUCGGUAUGACAUCUGUCAGCUUCGCCUUGAAACAUCUUCUCACCUGGGUCAUGGAAAGUGGUCUCCUCACCGGUGGCGGUGGAAACUCUUCCGGAGACAGCAUGAUUGACAUGAACCUUCUGAUGCAAGUAGCGACCAACGCCAUCCUCGCCAUGCCCUGGUUCGUCCUCCUCUUCCCAUUGGUUCAAUCGAUUCUCGCUCUUGUUUGUGUUCGAAUGUUCCGUGAGCAGUUUUUCUUCAUGAUCACCUGCGGUCGUUUCUUCGAGGGAAAACAUCACAAGAUCGGAAUGACUAAAGACGAAUGGAAUGUGACCUCGAUCGGACCACCACCACUCUACCCCAACUCGCUUUCGUCUUCUGAAAAGCAAGAGGCUUGA